Messenger RNA from Pieris rapae (cabbage white), 840 nucleotides. RefSeq names its product sodium channel protein Nach-like. Gene Ontology annotation, molecular function: ligand-gated sodium channel activity. The coding region runs from base 1 to 840 and encodes 279 amino acids. The record is from RefSeq and is a predicted model, not a curated record. The transcript is spliced from 5 exons. Gene Ontology annotation, cellular component: membrane. NCBI's taxonomy places the organism in Eukaryota, Metazoa, Arthropoda, Insecta, Lepidoptera, Pieridae. Gene Ontology annotation, biological process: sodium ion transmembrane transport.
AUGGAUCAAAACUACUGCCCCAAUCUAUAUCGUCAGAGAUUAAAAAAGACAAUACGACCAACGAAAAGAGAAACGCUAAUAGAAAGUUUAAGGACUGUGACAAAAGAGUAUUGUAAAGAAUCUUCCAUUUCAGGUCUCAAACAUUUAGUUGAAGAAAGGACACCUUAUAUAGAGAGAGCUAUUUGGACCAUCACAUUGAUAGCUGCUUUAAUAUGCUCUGUAUCCCUGGUGUGGAUGACUUUUCAAAGAUACUAUCAGGCACCUUUAGUCACCACUCAGAUACCAGAAGGUAUUUCAAUCAACAAAAUAAUAUUUCCAGCUGUGGGUAUCUGUACUAAUAAUAGAAUAAGCAAGCGAGCAGUAACUGAAUUGGCGAACGAAUUAUUAAAAGAGAAACGAAAUGAAAAAUACACUGAGAAAAAGAUGUUGUCAAUGCUAUUUGGUUUAGGGCUGCUAUACAAUCUUCAAAUGGAUCCCAACAUUGUAGAUGUGAUGGAACUUCAUCAAAUUCUCGGAGAAUAUGAUGUCAAUGAACUCAUGAAAAAUUUAACCCCAAAAUGCGAGGACUUGCUCUUGCGAUGUGCUUGGAAUGAGAAACCGAUGGCAUGCUCGAAAUUAUUUGAUUUCCGCCUCACUAUGAACGGAUAUUGCUGCACUUUCAACUACCUUCGCAGUUCAGAUUUCAUGUUUGAAGAAAGUACUGAAGCUCGCAGCACUGAUAUGUAUAUGUAUGGAAACAAAUCCAGUUUUGAUUUCGACCAAGGAUUAAAAGUCUUACUGUACUUAGAAGAGGAUGAUGACUUCUUCUAUAACACACCUUUAAAUGGAGCUCAGGUUUAG